This is a messenger RNA of Coturnix japonica (Japanese quail), 7887 nucleotides long. Lineage: Eukaryota; Metazoa; Chordata; Aves; Galliformes; Phasianidae. The record is from RefSeq and is a predicted model, not a curated record.
GAGGGGAGAACCAGUUAACCAGUCCCACCUGCCUGGCGAAGCAGCAUCCAAAGGAGCAGCAGCAUUCUCAGGAUUAAAGGAGGAAAAAGGAAAUGAAAUGCAUUGCUAAUUUAGGCCAAUGAAGAUGGGUUUGGUUGGCAUGUCUCACAGCUCUUACCUAUAGAGGCAACUGAGUGUUCUUAAAACCUGGACUGGUGCUGCUCACCAAUUGAGAUCAUACCCAGACUUCUCCAUCCUGUGACUUCCAGUCCUGGCAUUUUUAUUGCAACCCCAUGGAAGUAAGCAGUCUCAGUGGGCACGUCCUAUUCUUGUGAGGAGGAAGAGGAUGGAAGCACAUCUUAAUGAGGAGAGAAGGCAAGAUGAUGGUGAUGUAUUCUCACCUGAUGGACCCUGCUGAGACAUCGAUUUUGGCCAUGAGGGGGACAUUGCAGGCUAGAACUGCUCUGGGAAACACUUUAGGAAUACGUGAUUAUGUCUGUUUAUCAGAAUUCAUUUUCUCUGCCUGGUGCAGCAGGUAAGGUAAGCUGAUGAAACUUCUAGCCCUACCCUAGCAGGGCAGAGAUAUCCAUGGAAAUCCAGCAACUCCAGACAGGUAAAGUUUUAAAACCCCUGAUUGUGCCUGCAGGCAGUGGCUCUGAGAUCAGAAACCGAAGCUUGUUGAUGGGGAGUGGCACAAGAAGUUGUAUUUCCCACCGUGUACUUCGCCUGCUCUGUUGGCUACAGUAGAAGCUCAUCCUCUGGAGUGGUUACUCCUGCAUUCCCUGCUGGCAAUAGAUUAACUUGAAAAACUAACAGGGGUAGCAGGGAAGACUACAGGCUGUGGUGAGGAGCAGAGAUGUGCAUUUCCUGAUACCUGACUGUGAGCUCUCUGAUGAAGUGCCUUCUCCAUGAUGCAAGCUGUCCUGGAUGGACCAGAGCAAUUCCUCAUGAAUGUGAAACUGGAGCUGUUGUUUCUGGGUCCAGGUAGCUGUUGAGGUGCCUGAUGCAUCCGUCUUUGUGGCCAAAACUUUGCUGUGAAUUUUCUCAGGUCCUUUGGAUGUCUUGAAGAAUAAUGCACAAGGAUCUCUUGCCAUUCCUCUGGCUUGGAAAGAGAAGAGAAAUUUGUUUCUCAAUAAAAACAAACCCGAACCCACCACUGUGACUCCAAGCCCUGGUACCUACUGUUUUGGCUUUCUUUGCAUUGAGCAGAACGCAGAUUAAAGUAUUAUCGACAUCAGCAUUAUUUUUUGUGGAUUUGGAGACUCUUACGGGUAAAAUAAACUUUGUGUUAGAAAUUACUUUUAAAUAAUGCCAAUUCUGAGGUGUGUUUGGUGCUUUUUGCUUUUUCUAGAUCUCUGUUUGGAGCCAGCAUCCUGCAACUGCUGGUUGCUGCAUGCCACAGUUCAGAGGCCUCAGCUUCCUCUCUGAAAACGCCUACCAGCAGAAAGCCAAAGGUGCAGGGAGGCUAAGGAAUGGAGCAAGUGAGAAGCCAGUCAAUGACAAAGCUUUGUGCAGAGAGGUGGAUGUGGGCUGAAGAAGAAAUGGAGCACUGCAAAACAAUGUCCAAAGUGACAACUCAUUACCCCAGAGAGCACCACGUCUGAGCCCUGUUUGUACCCUGGUGUUCAGGAGCUUGUGAGGGAAGGAAGUAACUGGAGAAGUGAAGGUAGCUUUUGGGCUGUGCUAGGUGGUGAAGGAGCAGCAGAUCAAGACAAGCUGAAGCAUGACAAGUGUGGAAAGGAGGGGGGUCAAAGACCUGGAAACCUGAUUACCAUUCGUGUUGCAGCUUGGCUGGAGGUGUUUGAUUUGUGGCCAUAUAACGAGACGUCUCAUAGUGAUGAAGCUAAGGAAAGUAGAUUUGUGUCUAGGGGUAGAGAAGAGAAUGAAAACAUCAGUGGAGAAAACAAAACAACCGAGCAGGCUGGCAAGUGAAUUAUGCAGUGUGCGUGUUCCCAUCCUGAGCUCCCAGGUGUUUCUGUGAUAGCUGCACUCCUGGCCCAGUGGACUGUGACACUUGCUUGUCAAGAUAUGUCCUGCUGCUUCACAUCAGCUGGAUCUCAGGAUCACAUCCAGCGAUGAGGAUGAUUCCAGGCGUUGUUCCCAGACUGCUGUGUUUCCUUCGCAGUCCGCAUGAAAGAAUCCAGAAUUCCUGCUCAGGGGUGUUGCCUGUCAAAUAAAUACGGUAUCUGUGAAUUGGAGCAGAAUGCAUACGGAAUGAAAUAUAUUAAAUCAGCAGUAUGAUGUGCCUGCUUUUGCGUUUCUCUGAUGCUUCCUGUGGAGAUAUUCCUCAGUGACUCCCUGCAAUGACACUCAUGAAGACAGAUUGUUAAAUAUGAAUCACAGAUGCUCUGAAGAAUUCCCUGAUAUUGCUACCAAAAGGGAGGUGGAGGACGUAAGAGCAUCUUUGUGGUGUGGGUGGCCUCACUGAAAGCCAAAGCCUGGGCUGACAUGAACGACUUCCUCAAGGCCACACAGUCUGCAGAAGAGUUGGGAUCGCAUCUUGCUUCCAGAUAGCCAGCUGCUGCCUGGGAACAAUUUCACAAAUGAAUGCAACAUACCUGGAAACUUCAUGUGCAGCAAUGGGCGCUGUAUCCCGGGGGCCUGGCAGUGUGAUGGGCUGCCAGAUUGCUUCGAUGACAGCGAUGAGAAGGAAUGCCCGAAAGCCAAGUCCAAAUGUGGUGCCACCUUCUUCCCCUGUGCCAGCGGAAUCCACUGCAUCAUUGGCCGCUUCAGGUGCAACGGCUUUGAGGACUGUCCUGAUGGCAGCGAUGAGGAAAACUGCACAGCCAAUCCCUUGCUCUGCUCUACUGCCCGAUUCCACUGUAAAAAUGGUCUUUGCAUUGAUAAAAGCUUUGUGUGCGACAGUCAAAAUAACUGUCAAGACAACAGUGAUGAAGAAAGCUGUGAAAGUCCUCAAGAGGCAGGCAGCGGCCAAGAUUACGUGACCUCGGAAAAUCAGCUGCUCUACUACCCCAGUAUUACCUACGCCAUCAUUGGUAGCUCUGUCAUUUUUGUGCUCGUGGUGGCCUUUCUUGCUUUAGUUCUGCAUCACCAAAGAAAACGCAACAAUCUCAUGACCUUACCAGUGCAUCGCCUGCAGCACCCUGUGCUGCUGUCCCGGCUGGUGGUCCUUGAUCACCCACACCACUGCAGCGUCACCUACAACGUCAACAAUGGGAUCCAGUACAUGUCCAACCAGACCUACCACAGGCCAGUGGAUCUAGACUCACCUCCAUCCUAUUCAGAGGCUGUGCUGGACCAAAGCAGACCACCUUGGUUUGACCUUCCACCACCCCCUUAUUGUUCUGAAUCUGAAUCCCCUAACCAGCCAGAUCUCCCUCCUUACCGGUCUCGGACAGGAAGCGUGGUGAGCACAGACACCCCCACGGCUGGAAGCCCUCAGGGCACCGACAGCAGUUGGACAAGAGAUGUCCAUGAGAGCAUGGAUGGCCACAGAACCCUUCUUGAGAGGACAGCAGAUCCAAGUGAUUCUUUGGUCAACCAUGUUGAUGAAAGAGAAGUGUAACUGCUCCAGUGUUUGGGAUGGCAGGAAGAGAUUUACUUUUUCUGGGCCGGCUGGGUUAAUUUGCUGUUGCUGUAAGGUUCAGGCAGAUGUGUGCCUGAAUGAUGACUUGACUUGGGUCCACAUUAAUUUUUUAAGUCUGCAUUUUGUGUUCAUCAAAGACAGAGGUGUGAGAGCUGAAAGUGGAGUUGCAUCAGUUCCUGACAGUAUUCCUGCAAGCAGGUUCCAGUUCAGACCAGCAAGAGAAAAAGUGCUAUGCUGAAGAACUGCUGCACCAUAUUUCUCAGAAUAUAUACUGUAUAUGAAUGUAUAUAUGUGCAUGUGUAAUAUAUACAAAUGUUGCACACAAAAGCUAUGCCAGGUCUCUCGUUUCUAGACUGCUUCCAGUCCACUGUGAACUGUUCCUUCCCACUACCUGGUGCCAGGUGGUGGUCAUCGGAGCAUGAAAAAGCAGUCCUUCAGGAGGAAAGUAGCCCAGUGCUAAGUCCACUGGCAGCACUCGAAUUGCAGAAGAUGCUGUAGAUGGCCCUUCUCUUCCUUGCCAAGAACUUUCUCCUUGUGAAUGUAAUUUUCAGUUUUAGCUUCUGAUGAUGCAGCAGCUCUCUAACUGAACGAACAAGUGUUCUUUGUUCUUACUCCUCCACCUCGAUGCUAUUGUUGAGGCCAGAUUUGCAUGGAUUUUCUCAGGAAAACCACAGAGGUUGGCUCAUCUGUCAAACUUCAGGCUGACCACAGAGGCAGUGAGGCUCAACACACCAGUGCAAGACUUCAAACAUGGCAAAACGGCAUCGCUCUAUAUGUUUCUUCUUAAGAUAAGAAAUAAGAGUUAAGAAAUAACAAGCAAACAAAACCAAAACUUUUCCAUCUUCAUCUUCAGCAGCACAACCAGCCUGGAGCUAACACCCAUCAUGGAAAACUUCUGUUUCAAUGACUGGUUAGUUAAUUUCUGAAACAACUGAAGGCGGGGUAAGGUUUAGGGCUUGUCUGCAAAUGGAUAUGUGUGAAUACACAAUUUUAAUAACGUGUGUAUGUGUAAACAUCGUGAACUGUGUAGGCUUAGUUCUGUUUGUACCUGUAGGACUUCAAAAUCUUGAUGUUUUUCUUUGGAGAUUCUCAUUGCUUUUCCUUAAUUGUUUGCCAUUAUUCAUAUUCAUUUGGUUCAGAUUCUAGUUUCUUCAGAUAAACAGAAUUACUUUUAUCUAUUUUGAGUUAUUCUCUCUUAAUUUAAUUGUCAUUAAAUAGGCUUUGCUGUUUGAUGGAAAAGCGGAGAACUACUGCUUUUCCAAACCCUCUGUUUUUUUCCUCCCUAUUUAAGGUAACAUCUUUCCCCUAAAGGUUAGAUGCUCAGGACUCAAGAAUUCUUGAGUGUGGGUGCAGGUAGUGGAGUGAUUAAAGUUCAGACUCAGUUCCAACACAUAAAACUGACUUCACUUUGUGUUUGUUUUUGUUUGUUUGUUUUAUUUCCAUGUCUGGAGUAGUCUGUCAUGGCAAUGUGGGAGGCAGGCACCAGAUGGGUUUAAGAGCAGCAGUCCUGCCAGGGCUGAGAUGACACAGUGGGGACACUGUGAAACUGUAGUGCUGAUGGUCUUGGCUUUGUUUGGAAAUAAAUUAACAGCAGCUUUUCCUUAUGGGCUUAGGCAGCCUGUCCUGAAGUGCACUGAAGAUGAUUCUACUUGGUCCUCGUAAAGCAACAUGCAAGCCUCAGUCAGAUUCCAUUCUCGGUGGGAGCUCAAGCAGUAUAGUUACACUGUCCUGCAUGAAGUAGGACUUGGCUAAUUAAUCAGUCCUUGCAAAUUUCUAGGCAGACUGUUGUCAUUGUCACUUAAAUAGUUGCUCUAUGUUUUAUAUGGAAGUCAGACUUGAGUAUAGCUGACUUGACAGCAUAUGUGGGCACAGGAAUGAGCACCAAACCCUGCUGUACCACUUGUUGCCUUUGUUAAGGGUUCUGCUCAGCCUUCUAUAAGCAAACAAUACACUAUCAGGAUUAGCCUUAUUUUUCUAUUGCAGUUUUUGAAACGUUUUAUUAGACUUGAGAAUUUGCUACUGCAGAGUUUACAGUGGUUUCAUUAGACUUUCAUUUUUUUCCUGUUUAAGUAGCCUAAAGCUGCAUUAGUGAGACUAAUCAUCGUGUCCUGUGUAACUUAAGUGGCGCACAUCCCUCUUGCAAGCCUUCUGUGGGAGACUAUUUCACAUUUCUUCUGACACAUGGUAUAUGCAAACCAAACGUGUUUGCCUUUGGAUUCUAAAAAACAUUAUCUUGCAUUGCUAAGAAGUAGGAAAGGAGUGGAAAUAGCCUGCUGCUUCUGUCUGUGUCAGUCACUAUCAUUUAUGUACAUAUAUAUGUAUAUAUUAAUGUACAUAUAUAUGUAUAUAUAGAAGAUAUACUUUCAGGUUGUAUAUAUUCGUGCAACUUUUGCAUUAAGAUAAUCCAUUUGGACUUCAUAAAAGUAGGGGAAAAAAAAGAAGAAGCAUUCUAAAUGGUGUGAAAUUUUCCCUUCCAGCUAAGGGUGUAUUUAUCUUUGUACAGGAAUCUUUCCGUUUUUAAGAAUUCAAGUUUUAAAAGGAGAUUGUGCCUUUCUGACUGUGCGUUGAUUUGGGGAGGCUAUUGUUACAUAUCACUGUCUAGAGAACCAAAAAGAGAAACAAGACUUGUCUUCCUCUUUGUUGUUAGUUUUGGGGACCACUUUGAGGAGUAGUACAGGGAUUCAGUAUCUCGUUCCAAAAAGGCAUGCUAAAACUUUAAGGAAGGUUUUCAUCUUACUCCAGUUUUCUGGUACCUGUAACAGAUUUGCUAGCUGGUUUCUUUGGAAAUUGCUGUAGUAUCAUACUGAAACUGUUUAUAAUGUGUCACUUCUGGUAGUGUUAGUACAGCACUGUGCUGCAUUAUUUAGUGGAAUCUUUGGAGAAACGUGGUAGCAACAACUGCACUGAUUGAAUUAAAUAUUUCAUUGGAAAUCCUGUAGUUCCUUCAUCUUCGUCUUGUAGGGUUGAAGCUGAACGCUCAUGAAGUGCCGUGGAGUGGGACUUCUGUAGCUGGUGAAAUUGGAAUUAAUCAUUCUAUUGUUUGAGAUUGCUCUUAACCUUUUAAUUUGAGGUGCGUCCUCCAGGAGCUUUCCUUUAUAUUUAAUGUUUAAAUAAAUUAAUGUUCUUUCAAAGGCCUAUUUCUUACACAAGUAAAACAGAUUUCUUCGGAGCCAAAUCCUGAUUCAUGAUCUGUAUUCAGCGGUGACCACGGUAAUGAGUAGUUUCACUAAGAGAAGGGGAUUAAUUAAUAAAUUUGAUUUCAGUAAACCAAUUGGAAGAAAUGAUUGCUUGAGGUAAAUAAAGGAAUUGGGUUUAGGCUGUUGGAGAUGAGAUUUGGGUUAUUUUUUUUAAAGAUGGUUUAUUUAAGUUUCAGAAGUUGUGAUUAUCUGUAACCUCCGCAGAAGUCAGAGUGCUGUGUAUUUUAAAAUGAAGCCAUUAGUGAGUCUGCUCGAUAAUAAUGUGAAGUUCCUUGUAUGGCAAAUUACAAUUUAGCUCUCUGGUAUUGCGCUAAUGGAAAACCGGCAGUAAUGUUUUUAAAAGAGAGCCUGUGAAUAAUUUCCUCUGCUCUUGCCUACAGUGGCAUACAUGACAACGCUGUGACUGCAUUGCGAUUUUUAAGUGACUCUGCAUUGGCUCUUCCUCUCCUUUUAAGUCAAAUCAGUUUUAUUUACACCACUUCACUUUGAUGCAGCUAAUGGGGGCCUUGUGAUAGAUUUAGAAGUUGGGUGGAGGAAAAGAGACGAUGACUCUCAUUUUAAUUAAUGCUGCAGCUUGUUAAUCUCGUGCUUUACUUUUUAGACAUCUUAGAAAAGACAAAUGGUUUUAGUAGAUAAGGGAAACUAUUAAUGAUGAAAAGGAUAGAGGGACACUGAUUCUGGAUUCAGUUUUUAAUGAAUAUUUAAAAUUGUCUAAAUGAAGGAAGAAUUUAAUGCUGUAUUUUUAAAAGUGGUGAUCAAAUGGCAAGUACUGUUCUUAACUGUUGCUCAUCAGAAGCUAUUUUGCAUACAGUGCCUGGAACUGAAAUUGUGAUCAAGUGCUCUUCUUGCAGUUCAUAUGAGACCCAAAAUAUGUUAUAUUAGUGCAAGGCUUGUGGACUUAAAUAUGUAACUGCAGAAAGAAUUUCAGUACCAUGCUGGAUUCUGCUUGGAAUGUAUUCCAAUGCAAAACUGUGGCCUUUGUUUGUCCCUUUUGUUACCGGUUUGAGGGUUUUUUUCUGCUUGAAAUUAAGACAUGUGAGAGCUUUAAGGGAAGCUGUAUGUUGAAACUCAACCUUGUCUUAAACUUUUGUAAACUGGAUAUCCUCAAAAAUGUAUUCUGUAUUCCUGAAUAAAGUUGGUGUUUUAAUACUGCUCCAAAGUGAA